Drosophila simulans is the source of this 2119-nucleotide messenger RNA. It is a transcript of the gene gammaTub37C, whose product is annotated as tubulin gamma-2 chain. Bases 98 to 1471 code for a protein of 457 amino acids. Gene Ontology annotation, biological process: meiotic spindle organization; mitotic sister chromatid segregation; mitotic spindle organization. Gene Ontology annotation, cellular component: gamma-tubulin complex; nucleus; microtubule. The transcript has 5 exons. NCBI's taxonomy places the organism in Eukaryota, Metazoa, Arthropoda, Insecta, Diptera, Drosophilidae. The record is from RefSeq and is a predicted model, not a curated record. Gene Ontology annotation, molecular function: structural constituent of cytoskeleton; GTP binding.
GUAUAUCGAUAUUAAUGGCUUCCAUUUCCAUCUCCACAUGCACAGUUAUGAUUUGCUGAGAAAGAAGCAAAAUUGACUAAGCUACAAUUCAAGCAAAAUGCCCAGCGAGAUUAUAACCCUUCAAUUGGGCCAAUGUGGCAACCAAAUUGGUUUCGAGUUCUGGAAGAGAUUGUGCCUGGAGCACGGCAUCUCCCCGGAUGGCGUCCUUGAGGACUUCGCCACCGAUGGACAGGAUCGCAAGGAUGUGUUCUUUUACCAGGCGGACGACAACCAUUACAUACCGCGGGCCGUUCUCAUAGACUUGGAACCCAGGGUCAUUAACAACAUCAUGACCUCUCCGUACUCCAAGUUAUAUAACCAGGAGAAUGUGUUCCUCUCCAAGCACGGCGGUGGAGCAGGAAACAACUGGGCCUCCGGCUUUAGCCAGGGUGAGAAGGUGCAGGAGGAGGUGUUUGACAUCCUGGACCGCGAGGCCGAUGGCAGCGAUUCGCUGGAGGGAUUCGUGCUCUGCCACUCUAUAGCCGGCGGAACGGGAUCCGGAAUGGGCUCAUAUGUCCUGGAACGGCUAUCCGAACGCUUUCCCAAGAAGCUCAUACAGACGUACAGCGUUUUUCCCAAUCAGGACGAGAUCAGCGACGUGGUUGUGCAGCCAUAUAACUCGAUCCUUACCCUGAAGCGGUUGACCAAGUGCGCGGACAGUGUGGUGGUGCUGGAUAAUACCGCACUGAACCGCAUCGCCACCGAAAGAUUGCACAUCCAGACGCCCACCUUUACGCAGAUCAACAAUCUGGUGUCCACCAUCAUGAGUCUGAGCACUACCACCCUGCGAUAUCCCUCGUACAUGAACAACAACCUCAUCGGUCUGACCGCCUCGCUCAUUCCCACGCCCCAGCUGCACUUUCUGAUGACGGGAUAUACUCCACUGAUGUCGGACUGCGAGACCAAGACAAGCGUUCGAAAGACCACCGUGUUGGAUGUGAUGCGUCGCCUUCUGCAGCCGAAGAACAUGAUGGUUUCCGCCCUGACGGACAAACAGAGCCGCCAGUGCUUCGUCUCCAUACUGAACAUCAUCCAGGGCGAGGUGGAUCCAUCCCAGGUGCACAAGUCGUUGCAGCGCAUCCGCGAGCGAAAGCUGGCCAAUUUCAUACCAUGGGGUCCGGCCAGCAUCCAAGUGGCUCUGCCGCGCAGCUCUCCCUACGUCCAGUCGGCCCACAAGGUAUCCGGAUUGAUGAUGGCCAAUCACACGGGAAUCAGUUCGCUCUUCAAGAGGGCCUUGGCCCAGUACGAUAAGCUGAGGAAGCGCAACGCCUUCCUCGACAACUUUCGCCGCGAAUCCAUGUUCCAGGACGACCUGACCGAACUGGACAUCGCACGGGACACGGUUGACUGCUUGGUGCAGGAAUACGAGGCAGCCACCCAAAUCGAUUAUCCACAGUGGAGUCCCGCCGUCGAAGCUUCGAAAGCCGGUUAAUUGAUAAUAAUUUAUAAUUCAACACUCAAUACUUGUUAUUUUUCUUUUAUCAACAAUAAUAUAUGUAUGUAUUUUCAAUACCUUGUAAUCAAUGCAGGAAUUAAAAAGAUUUCCAGGUAAGAUUCAACUUACAUACUAGAAACUAGUAACGAUCGCACCUCAACACACAAAAUUGCUGAUAUCAACUUAUGUGUGAAAAAAAGGUUAUUUAUUCAACUAAGGAUAUACAAUAUCUAAAAUUUACUUAUUCAUUUGUCUGUUAGUUAGUUUAAAGUUCGUCAUUACAAUAACUAGUUCCACACGGUUUUUACCCCUAUUUUUUUACCUUUGAUCAGUGGUUGUUGCAUAUACAAAGAAUUAUUCUAUUAUUUGGUUUAUGUAUCUUGAUAAAUUUUUCUAAAUUUCUAUAGUCAUAUUGGCUUUGCAUUUUCAUGUCACUUUACAUUUCCCCGUAACAGACUAAGCGAAAUGAAUUUUCCAUUCGUAUUCCAAAUUUCGAUGUGUUAACACCUUUGAAAAUAGUUUGUGUCUUACGUUUUCCGGUACCUAUUUUGUUGUUUCUAAUAUCCUAUUUCUGUAAAUAGGCCGAAUUCCAUUUAGCUGCCCUUUUAGAAGGAAAUUAGGAUACCCUGAACGCUUUUCCCAAGG